UCCUUCCUCGCUGGCUUCCCGGCACACGCCCGGGCGCACCGGGUCACGGCGACCGAACCUUGGGCUCUUGCCCGGCGGGCGGGCGGUGCCGGGGCGCGGCGACUGGCUCGGGGACCGCACUGGGCAGCGCGGGGCGAAGCCACUUCUCUCCUGCGGAGGUGGGCGAGCAGUGGCACCCCUCCCGUCCCCACGGCGGAGGCCACCGCGUACACCUGGCUGCAAGGAGAAGGAAACACGCCCGCUUCGCCCCCAACUUCUGCAAAUGAUCCGAUAAAGGGCGUUGUUGCUCAAACCCCAGAGGUUGCAACGAUAUCCUCCUGGCUGAUGGCUAGAGAGAGGUGCUCUUCACUCAGCUCGCCUACAAAGAAGAACUAAAGAUGCUUAAUUGUGUUCUGAGAGGUUACUCACAUGUUUUGGUAUAGUAAAACAACACACAAGGAGCCAACAGUAAUGCAGUUGAAGGACGUAAAAUGAAAAUAAUAACCUCAAGUCAAGAAGAGAGGAAAGAAAAUAAAGUGGAGCUGUUUCUUGUCCUGUGUAUUCACCAGAUCAAAGUCUUGAAAUCUAACUGAAAAUGACAGCUCUUUCUUCAGAGAACUGCUCUUUUCAGCACCUGCUACACCAGUCAAAGCAGCCCCUAGAUGCUAACUGUCUGUUGUUCUUGAUCAUACUUGGGAAAAUACUAUUAAAUAUCCUCAUCCUAGGAAUGAAAAGGAAAGCCACCUUUUGGAGUUUCAUGGAGUAUUUCUGCUUUUCACUAGCAUUUGUUGACCUUCUGCUGUUGGUAAACAUUUCCAUUCUGUCCUACUUUAGGGACUUUGUGGUUCUAGGUAUUAGGUUUACAAAAUACCACAUCUGUCUGCUGACACAAAUCAUUUCCUUCACUUAUGGCUUUUUGCAUUAUCCAGUUUGCUUACUAGCUUGUAUAGAUCACUGUUUAAAUCUAUGUAGAGCUACCAAGCAUUCAUCUAAGUGGCAAAAGUUAUUUUAUUUCUUGACAGUCAUUUUAAUUUGGACUUCAGUCUUUGCUUACGUUUUGGUAGAGCCAGCUAUCUCACAAAGCCUGAAGACACACAGGGCUUCUAUGUACCAAUGCCCUUCCUAUGUCAGCACUCAGAGUUACUGGCUAUCAUUGUUUAUGCUAAUGGUUUUACUGGUGGCUUUUCUGAUUUCAUGGCCAGAAGUUGUUGCCUUGGUGCAGGCAAUUAGGAUAACAUCGUAUAUGAACAAGACCAUCCUCUACUUUCCUUUCCCAUCCCACUUGGGUUACCCUGUGAGGUCUAGAGAAGCACUCUUACCCAGGCUCAUCGUGUGCUUUUUUGGGACCUGGUUUCCCUUUGUAGCACUUCAGGUACUCACCCUGUCGCUCGGAGUUGAGAUCCCAGCAUAUGUAGAAAUGAAUGUCCCCUGGCUCUACUUUGUCAACAGUUUUCUCCUUGCUGCAGUUUAUUGGUUUAACUCCCAGAAGCUUUAUGUAAGAGGCAGCACAUUACCUGUGGAUCCUUUUGUCAACUGGAAAUGCUGUUUUGUUCCAAUCCAUAGACUUAAGCAAGUGGAGAGGCCCGUAUCCAUAAUCAUCUGUUGAUAUGCUGCUGUGUUUGGAGAACUCCAGAAGCACCAAGGAUCAGUCUUACAAGCGUGACAGAGGGGACUCAGGACACGUACCUGAAGCUCUUGGCCCCCUAACUUUUCUUUUUGCAGCACAGCCUCUAAGGUGUGGUGGAUAUUAAAUAGUGCUAAGGACACAGUAACACAACCAAGCUUUUAUUCCCGUUCAGCAACACUGUGUAUUUAGACAUUGUGUAAGUAUUUGGUACUAAUCCAAAAGUAAAAAAACACAUUAAUGUGUGUCCAGCUUGCUGUUUUACUUCAAAAAACUACUGGAUGCAAAAUGUUAAAUAAAUUUGAGAUUGUACUGCUAA
Messenger RNA from Mesocricetus auratus (golden hamster), 1922 nucleotides. RefSeq names its product G protein-coupled receptor 160 (gene Gpr160). The transcript is spliced from 4 exons. NCBI's taxonomy places the organism in Eukaryota, Metazoa, Chordata, Mammalia, Rodentia, Cricetidae. The coding region runs from base 575 to 1585 and encodes 336 amino acids. Gene Ontology annotation, cellular component: signaling receptor complex; plasma membrane. The record is from RefSeq and is a predicted model, not a curated record.